GUAACCUACAGGGUGAACUGGGAGGUGGUGCUUAUUUACACCCGUGAGGUUGCUAAAUUGUUGAUCUGAAGAUUUUUUUCAGGAGUAUAAAAGUUGAAAAGCGGGUCUUCAGAGAUGAGCAGUUCAGAGGAAGUGUCAUGGAUCUCCUGGUUCUGUGGACUGAGGGGGAAUGAAUUUUUCUGCGAGGUGGAUGAAGACUACAUCCAGGACAAGUUCAACCUGACGGGGCUAAAUGAACAGGUUCCCCACUACCGCCAGGCCCUAGACAUGAUCCUGGACCUUGAACCAGAUGAAGAGCUGGAGGACAAUCCCAACCAGAGCGAUCUGAUUGAGCAGGCGGCUGAGAUGCUGUAUGGCCUCAUCCAUGCACGCUACAUCCUCACGAACCGAGGCAUUGCACAGAUGCUGGAGAAGUAUCAGCAAGGAGAUUUUGGCUAUUGCCCCCGAGUCUACUGUGAGAAUCAGCCAAUGCUUCCUAUUGGCCUCUCAGACAUCCCAGGAGAGGCCAUGGUGAAGCUGUACUGCCCUAAAUGUAUGGAUGUCUACACACCCAAGUCCUCCAGGCACCACCACACAGAUGGAGCCUAUUUUGGCACUGGCUUUCCCCACAUGCUCUUCAUGGUUCACCCGGAGUACAGGCCCAAGAGGCCCGCCAACCAGUUUGUCCCAAGGCUGUACGGCUUCAAGAUCCACCCCAUGGCCUACCAGCUGCAGCUGCAAGCCGCCUCCAGCUUCAAGAGCCCUGUCAAGGCCAUCCGCUAGAGCAUCCAGGACUGAGGAGGAAGAAGAGGAGGAGGAAGAUACCUAGAGAGAGAAAGCAGAAAAGAAUUAUUGGACGGAGAGGGGUCACCUGCAUUUUACAAAGCUCUUCAGAUGUCCCCUCCCCACCCUGAGGACUGUAUUAUUUUGGUUUAGACUAGUGCAAAUGAAAACGAUUUUUGAGUGUGAGCGAGACAUAAAAACGCACAGCCAUGAUCUUAAUUACAAACACACACACACACACACAUGCACACAUAAACACAGCCGCAAACUUGGUUUUCCAUGCACGUACCUUACCAAACUCAUCCGUGCCAAAAACAGAAGGCGAGGUAACAGGAAGCUGAACAAUACAGGGGCUCACUGCUACUGCUGCAGUUCACUCACACCACGAGCACACCGAUGAGAGAAUUACGUUGUUGGUGGGUGACUCUACAGUUUGAAUUUCUUUUUUUCCCUGCAGAAAGAGUUUUAGUUGACAGAUGGAAAGCUAAAGGAAAAAAAAAAACAAAAAACUGACUAUGUGUUUGUUCUGUAUUUGGCACAGUUUGGUGGUGGUAAACCCUCCCUGUUAGCCCCCUCUCCUCGAUGCAUGUACACUCAGGCUGGCACUCCUGUAUCACGCGUUUGUAAAAUUUGGUUUAUCUGAUGUUUUGUGGUGUCAUUGCACAAAGCAUUUUGUUAAAUUUGCCUUAAGGUACAGAGAAACACCCAGAUUGCUUUGCUUUUCAACAAUUUCUUCUUUUUUUCCCCUCCCCACGUUUCUUUCUGCUUUUAGAGAAGGUAGAGUGGAAAUAGGUCAGAUUUGUGUUGAUUUCUGAAUCGUCAAACAAUUGUAACAAGCCUGUGUCAUUUCUCCAGCUGUCUGUGCGUGUCAAACAACAGUCUGUACUGGUACCUUCCUAAGUGAGAAUAUAUCCUGUGCAAGGUUUUUGUCGUCCCCCCCACCCCGACAGGUUUUUCCCUCCUGCAGCAGCAGGUUUUGUGCUGUCACCCACCUUCCCCCCUAGCUUCAUCUCCGCUACAGAAGUAGUUUGACAUUUGAGGAAAGUGACUUUCUGGCAGCGAAUAGAUGAAAAAUCGAUACCAUUUAUGUCCAUAUGGUAAACAUAAAGCUACAGUGAGCAUCCAUUAGCUCAGACUGUAAACAGUUAGCGUGGCUUUGUCCUGCAGUCAGAAAACCCUCCAACCAGCACUUCUGAAGCUCUACAUUUAACUUAAUCCUACCAGAAACAGAAAUGUAUACUUUGAAAUAUAUAGAUGGCCAUUUAUAGGUUUCUUUUUUGGAGGGAUUUUAACAGAAAAAUGCUAACUUGUGAGCUGUAUGGGUGACUUGUUAUACAAAAAAAAUGACUUGUAAAAUCAACAAUUUGCAAUUUUUCAGAGUGUUAUGUGUCGGUUAGCAGUGGAGCUCAAUAUUGCAGGCUUUUAAAGGGACGACAUAAAGACAUCUAACUGUAAUUAUUUGUAUUUUUGCUUAGUUUGCAGGAACAGUUUUAGAUGACCCCUUAAAUUCAGCUGUUCACCUGUACUGCAGAAUUUAAGAAAAAGCUGCAUCCAGUGAUUAGCAUUUAACUUGUCUUUAAAGACUGAGCUCCGGACACUCAUGCAUGUAGCCUAACGUGGCACACAACACCCUGUUAAAAUAUCCAGUUGUAAUUUUUACACUGUUUAAAUGAAUCUAGACAGAGCUAGGGCUGCUGUUUCCAGUCUUGUUGCUAAGCUGCUGUUUGUAGCUUUAUAUAAGCGCAGUAGGUAUUCAGCUUUCUCGUCUAAAUUUUCAGUAAUUAUUCCCCCAAAAUGUCCCAACUACUCCUGCAAACAUCGAGGAGACUCAGAAUUUAGACAAUCUAAAUCCUUGAGCUCACUCCACCACUGCACUGAUCCUGCUGGUGUAUCUCCACAGCACAGUCAUUAUGUAUGUUCAGGUUCAAAGACUGACAGACCACCAGCCACUUGUUUUUUUGUUUCUAAGACCGUGGAGGCAGACACUCUGCGUGCCCUCCCUCUCCUCUUUUACUUUUCGUGUGACUGCAGUAGAGUUUUGCGUUUGGAUUUCAUGAUACAAGAGAAGCGGUAUUUAUGUGUCCAGAUUUUAACUAAUGUUUGUCUGUGUUGUUGUCUUUCUGCUACUGUGGAAGGGUGAGCAGGAUUCAGAAUUCUCAAUAAACUUCUAUUUUCUUUUCAUA
Molecule: messenger RNA, 2945 nt
Organism: Stegastes partitus (bicolor damselfish)
Lineage: Eukaryota; Metazoa; Chordata; Actinopteri; Pomacentridae
Gene: csnk2b
Product: casein kinase 2, beta polypeptide
Exons: 7
Coding region: 115-762 (215 amino acids)
Cellular component (GO): protein kinase CK2 complex; cytoplasm
Molecular function (GO): protein kinase regulator activity
Source: RefSeq, a predicted model, not a curated record